UGGUACAGAGAGAAAUGUUCAUGAGGCCUCAAAGAGAGAGCUUCAUCAUUCAAAUAAACUCGUCGUCGGAAUUCCAAGCUAGGGUUUCUCAUCCUCGGUCAAAGCCCGUCAACUUCUCCGCCAUGAAGCUCUUCCACCGCUUCCGGAAGAUCCUGCUGCGCCUGGUCUUCUCUUCUCUUCCGCCCAGAGCUUCUCCGGAAGGGGCGGCUCCGACAAGACGAUCGUGCGAUGUUAAGAUUGACCCUCCGAAGACUUCUUGCAGUUCCUAUUACUACUCUUCCAGUUCCCAUUACAACGAAGCCAUUGCCGACUGUAUCGAGUUCUUCAACAAGUCGGCGCAAGAGGGGGUUUUCUGGGGCAGGAAAUCGGACGUGAUGGUUUGAGAGGAGGUCGAUCAUGGGCUGUCCGUAACAUUUCUUAUUUUUAUUAUUUGGAUGAAUUCUUGAUGCAUGCAUAUAUAUGCAGUGGGUCGGGUGGAGAUGGAAGAAGACGUAACGAGGGGUGUGUUGGUGAAUUUGAAAGCUUAUCUAUCUCCGACUGUGCGCUUAAUUAAGAAAUGUAU
Diospyros lotus (date-plum) is the source of this 562-nucleotide messenger RNA. RefSeq lists its product as uncharacterized. Lineage: Eukaryota; Viridiplantae; Streptophyta; Magnoliopsida; Ericales; Ebenaceae. The transcript has a single exon. Bases 15 to 383 code for a protein of 122 amino acids. The record is from RefSeq and is a predicted model, not a curated record.